This is a messenger RNA of Pogoniulus pusillus (Red-fronted tinkerbird), 2699 nucleotides long. RefSeq names its product formin-binding protein 4-like. Gene Ontology annotation, molecular function: protein binding. The record is from RefSeq and is a predicted model, not a curated record. Lineage: Eukaryota; Metazoa; Chordata; Aves; Piciformes; Lybiidae. The coding region runs from base 1 to 2583 and encodes 860 amino acids. The transcript is spliced from 11 exons.
AUGACGCCACCUCAAGUCUCCUUGUCACCUCAGACCAUGCUGUGCUCUCAGCCCAUGCUGUGCCCGCAGCCUAUGCUGUGCCCUCAGCCUAUGCUGUCCCCGCAGCCCAUGCUGUCCCCGCAGCCCAUGCUGUCCCCGCAGCCCAUGCUGUCCCCGCAGCCCAUGCUGUGCUCUCAGCCUAUGCUGUCCCCGCAGCCCAUGCUGUCCCCGCAGCCCAUGCUGUGCUCUCAGCCCAUGCUGUCCCCGCAGCCCAUGCUGUCCCCGCAGCCCAUGCUGUCCCCGCAGCCCGUGCUGUCCCCGCAGCCCGUGCUGUGCCCGCAGCCCGUGCUGUGCCCGCAGCCCGUGCUGUGCCCGCAGCCCGUGCUGUCCCCGCAGCCCGUGCUGUGCCCGCAGCCCGUGCUGUCCCCGCAGCCCGUGCUGUGCCCGCAGAAAGGGGUGGCUGCAGCCCUCCUGGCACCUCUCCUGCCUGAGCAGGUAAAGGAGGAAGAGGAGCGCUGGAGGAGAAAGGUGAUCUGCAAAGAGGAGGUCGAACCAUCCCCAGAAGAGGAGGUGAAAGGGGAAGAGACAACAGCAGCUGCUCCAGAAGAGCCAGAGCCCAGCAAGGAUCCCCUGGAAGACACAGUGCAGGAGGAGCUGUGCAGUGUGGUACAGUCUGGGGAGAGUGCUGAGGAAGAGGAGGAGCAGGAUACCCUUGAACUGGAGAUGGUGCUUGAGAGAAAGAAGGCGGAGCUGCGUGCGCUGGAGGAAGGCGAUGGCAGCGUGUCGGGCUCCAGCCCGCUCUCAGACGGCAGCCAGUCGGCCCCGCAGGACUCCAGCCGCCGGCUGGCAUCCAAACGGGGCAAGUGGAAGCUGUUUGUGGGAGCUGCCAGCCCCGAGUCCGCCAGCCGAGGCUCCAGCAAAACGGGCCGGGAGAGCCCGGAGGCAGGAGAAGCAGCACCAAGCACAGAAGCUGCUGAUGCAAUUUCAGACAAAGAGGCAGAGCCUGAGGAGCCCCAGGAGAAAACAAAAACUCAAGGAGCACCAAAAAUAGAAGAGGAGGAGCAGGACCUUAAGUUUCAGAUUGGAGAGCUGGCAAACACUCUGACUAGUAAACUGGAAUUCCUGGGCAUCAACAGACAAUCUAUCUCCAACUUCCACAUGUUGCUGUUGCAGACAGAGACGCGCAUUGCAGACUGGAGGGAAGGUGCUCUCAAUGGAAUCUACCUCAAACGCAAACUCCAAGACGCAGCCGAACAGCUAAAACAAUACGAAAUAAACGCCACCCCUAAAGGCUGGUCCUGCCACUGGGACAGGGAGCAUAGACGCUAUUUCUAUGUUAACGAGCGCUCAGGAGAGUCCCAAUGGGAGUUCCCCGACGGGGAGGACGAAGAGGAGGAGGGAGGAGAGCGAAGUAGCGACAGAAAAAGCGAAGGACCUCCUAAGCCACCUCCCAAAGACAAAGGAGAGCGCGCCGAGGAACCUGCCGAGCGCUCCUCCGCAGGCACCCUUUGUAAAGAAUCCUUCUCAGGCCAAGUCCCUGCCACGUCUCUCAUGCCGGUCACUCCAUUUUGGACUCUGCUUCAGUCCUCUGUCCCGGUUCUCCAACCUCCUUUGCCCUUGGAAAUGCCCCCACCGCCACCGCCCCCUCCCGACUCACCCCCGCCGCCACCGCCGCCCCCUCCGCCACCCCCGCCACCACCUCCCGGAGAAGAUGGGGAGAUCCAGGAAGUGGAGAUGGAAGAUGAAGGGGGUGAGGAACCACCAGCACCGGGAACGGAAGAGGAUGCUCCCCUGAAGCCUCUCCUGCGCCCAGCCACCAGCAGCACUCAGGCUGCCGUGGAGCCAACGCCAGCCCCAACCCCGCUGCUGUCGGCCAAGCCCCAGAAGCGAAAAGCUGCAGAGAUGAGCCCGGGGGUGCUGCAGCGAGCAGCCACCAUCGGCAGCUGCCCGGUCAUCUACAGCCAGCCCCUGAUGGCCACCGGCAAAUACCAGCCCCAAGCUGUGCCCCUGGGCUCCCUCAGGCCUCGCCAGCGCCUGCAGCCGGAGAUCCAAGGUCGCCCCAACCUCCGCCUCGCCCCGGGCCACACCGGUGCCACCGCUGCCGCGCUGGGGCUGCAGUCCGGUUACCUAGGGGUGACGGCGCCUGCCGCGCCCUCUGUCAUCGGCUACUCAGAGUGCGCCGUGCCGGUCAGCCUCCCUGCCACUGCCAUGCCACCAGCGCCAGCACGAGCAGCCCUGCCUGCCACUGAGCAGCCACCACCUCCGCCGCCCCCCCAGACGCCUCCACCGCCCACACCCAAGGCCCCACCGCCACCACCGGAGAAGGAGAAGCCAAGGAAGGGACGGAAGGACAAGGGUAAGAAGGGAAAGACGAAGAUGCCGUCACUGGUGAAGAAGUGGCAGAGUAUCCAGAGGGAGCUGGAUGAGGAGGAGAAUUCCAGCUCCAGCGAGGAGGAUCGGGAGACCACAGCCCAGCGGCGCAUCGAGGAGUGGAAGCAGCAGCAGCUGAUGAGUGGCAUGGCAGAGAGGAACGCCAACUUCGAGGCGCUGCCAGAGGACUGGCGAGCACGGCUGAAGCGGAGGAAAACAGCCUCCAGCACCUGAGGCUCGGUGCCCUUCUUCCUGCCCUUGGCUUUUUUUUUUUACAGAUGUACAGUCCCCUGCCCCCCCAAGCCCCUUCUUGACAGUUGCCCAAUAAAUUGUAGCAGUUUGGGACCUAA